CAGGGCAGCUUUGUUCUUGGCUGCAGCCUGGCCGGCUGGGGCUGCUCACUUCUCCCCACGGAAGUAUCUUCUCCCUUCCCUGUUUUUCUGCUUCUCACACACUUUCUAUUCCAUUCUGUGAGUUUCCAGCCUUACCUUCUGGCUGUAGAUAUUUAGUUAUUUCUUUUAAAUCUCUCUCUCUCACUCUCUCCCCACCCCCGCACCCUGGCCUGGGAAAAGACUUAUAUUUUAUUAAGUCCUGUUCAGAGACCGAAAGUGCUAGAAUCUGGGGGAAGGGCAGGUGGGUUGCUGACUGGUGGCCCCCAAGAGGAGUCUGAGGCUGGCAUCUUCUCUGGACCCUGCUUGCAGCGGCUCUGGGCCCAGAACCGGAGCUCAGCUGGCACUCCUGAGCGCCUUCCUGCCAGGAGAUGCUCCACUAGACCCCAGCAGGGUCUCUUCCUGGCCAAGACGUGCUCGUCUCCAAGAGCAAGGGAGCCAUGGUGGGCCCCCGAUGGAGCACUGCAGCCUGCCUCCUCUGGAUACUGCUGCUGUGGAGUCAGGACGGCAGCUGCCAGGCCCAGCGGGCAGGCUGCAAGAGUGUGCACUAUGACCUGCUUUUCCUCCUGGACACCUCCUCCAGCGUGGGCAAGGGGGACUUUGAGAAGGUGCGGCAGUGGGUGGCCAACUUGGUGGACACAUUCGAGGUGGGCCCGGACCACACGCGAGUGGGCGUUGUGCGCUACAGCGACGCGCCCACCACGGCCUUCGAGCUGGGCCGCUUCAGCUCGCGCCAGGAGGUGAAGGCAGCGGCCGGGCGCAUCCCGUACCACGGUGGCAACACCAACACCGGCGACGCUCUGCGCUACAUCACGGGCCGCAGCUUCUCCCCGCAGGCCGGCGGCCGGCCAGGAAACCGCGCCUUCAAGCAGGUGGCCAUCUUGCUGACUGACGGCCGCAGCCAGGACCUGGUGCUGGACGCCGCCGUGGACGCUCAUGGGGCGGGCAUCCGCGUCUUCGCCGUGGGCGUGGGCGCGGCGCUGAAGGAGGAGCUGGAGGAGAUCGCCUCGGAGCCCAAGUCGGCCCACAUCUUCCACGUGUCGGACUUCAACGCCAUCGACAAGAUCCGUGGCAAGCUGCGACGCCGGCUGUGCGAGAAUGUGCUCUGCCCAAGUGUCCGUGUUGAAGGAGAUCGCUUCAAGCACACCAAUGGAGGAACCAAGGAAAUCACAGGUUUUGACCUGAUGGAUCUGUUCAGUGUGAAGGAAAUCCUGGGGAAGAGAGAGAACGGAGCCCAGAGUUCCUAUGUGCGGAUGGGAUCCUUUCCAGUGGUGCAGAGGACUGAAGAUGUGUUUCCACAAGGUCUCCCUGAUGAGUAUGCCUUCGUCACCACCUUCCGGUUCCGGAAAACAUCUCGGAAAGAAGACUGGUACAUCUGGCAGGUCAUCGACCAGUAUGGCAUCCCCCAGGUCUCCAUCCGGCUGGAUGGCGAGAACAAGGCGGUGGAGUACAAUGCGGUGGGCGCCAUGAAGGAUGCUGUCAGGGUGGUGUUCCGAGGUCCCCGUGUCAAUGUCCUCUUUGACCGAGACUGGCACAAGAUGGCCCUGAGCAUCCAGGCUCAGGACGUUUCCCUGUACGUUGACUGUGCACUGGUGCAGAUGCUGCCCAUUGAGGAGAGAGAGAACAUUGACAUCCAGGGCAAGACAGUGAUCGGCAAGCGCCUCUACGACAGUGUGCCCAUCGAUUUCGACCUGCAAAGAAUUGUAAUUUACUGCGACUCCAGACAUGCAGAGCUAGAGACUUGUUGUGACAUCGCGUCUGGCCCAUGCCAGGUGACUGUGGUGACAGAACCUCCACCUCCACCCCUGCAGCCGCCCACUCCUGGCAGUGAACAGAUUGGGUUCUUGAAGACCAUCAACUGUUCCUGCCCACCUGGAGAAAAGGGUGAAAGGGGCUUUGAUGGCCCUGUGGGACUCCCUGGUCCAAAGGGAGACAUGGGAAUCACUGGGCCAAUGGGCAGUCCUGGACCCAAGGGAGAGAAAGGGGACACGGAAUCCCUGGGCCUUCCUGGUCCUCCUGGGAGAGAUGGCAGCAAAGGCAUGAGAGGAGAGCCAGGAGAGCCGGGGGAGCCAGGACUGCCUGGAGAGGUGGGCAUGCGGGGUCCCCAAGGACUGCCUGGACUUCCAGGGCCUCCCGGGCACGUUGGGGCUCCGGGACUUCAAGGAGAACGAGGCGAAAGGGGGAUUCGAGGAGAAAAGGGAGAGCGAGGCCUGGAUGGAUUCCCUGGGAAGCCUGGGGAGACAGGAGAGCAGGGAGGACCUGGCCCUCCUGGUGUAGCAGGACCCCAGGGAGAGAAGGGAGACGUGGGACCUGCAGGACCGCCUGGCGUGCCGGGCUCUGUGGUGCAGAGAGAAGGCCUGAAGGGUGAACAGGGAGCUCCAGGUCCAAGAGGUCACCAGGGCCCACCUGGGCCACCAGGAGCUCCAGGUCUGAUGGGUCCAGAAGGCAAGGAAGGACCUCCUGGUUUGCAGGGUCUCCGAGGGAAGAAAGGUGACAUGGGUGCACCAGGACUCCCGGGAUCAUCGGGGCUGCAGGGUCCCUCAGGACCCCCCGGUAUCCCUGGCCCCCCCGGACCUGGCGGCCCCUCGGGUUUACCUGGAGAGAUUGGCUUCCCGGGCAAACCUGGGGCUCCUGGGAAUCCUGGGCCACCUGGAAGGGAUGGGCUGCGUGGACCACCAGGCCUGCCAGGAUCCAAGGGAGAACCAGGAGAAAGAGGAGAAGGUGGCCUGGCUGGGAAGCCUGGACCUCGGGGUGAAGUUGGGGAGCAAGGCCUCGCAGGCCAGUCUGGAGACAAGGGAGAAACUGGCCUCCCAGGUGCUCCAGGGCUCCCAGGUGUUCGAGGAGAGAAGGGAGACCAGGGAGAAAAAGGUGGACUGGGACUUCCUGGACUGAAAGGUGACCGAGGUGAAAAGGGUGAAGCUGGUCCAGCAGGCCCCCCUGGGCUACCUGGAACUACUUCCCCGUUCACACCACACCCAAGAAUGCCUCAGGGAGAACAAGGGCCUAAAGGACAGAAGGGCGACCCAGGAGUGCCCGGGGAACUGGGCCCUCCUGGAGAACUAGGUCCUCGGGGACCCACCGGACCUCCGGGUACCAAAGGACAAGAUGGUGCCCAUGGGGCUCCUGGAGUGGCAGGAAACCCCGGCACUCCUGGACCUGCAGGGCUCCCUGGUCCCGGUGGCCUCCCGGGAAGCAUGGGCCCACCUGGCCUCAGAGGCCCCCCUGGGAAAGAUGGGGAGCGCGGUGCGAAGGGAACAGCAGGUGAAGAAGGGAACCAAGGGCCAGCUGGCCCCAGGGGUGAUCCUGGUACUCCUGGGGUCCCCGGGCCACCUGGAAAAGGGAAUGAUGGAGAACGGGGCCCACAUGGAUUGCCUGGACUACCUGGACCCCCAGGAACCAAGGGGGACCAAGGAGCACCCGGGAUCCCUGGCUCUCCUGGCAGCCGCGGUGACCCAGGCAUCGGGGUUGCUGGCCCCACUGGCCCUUCUGGACCACCAGGAGACAAAGGGCCCCCGGGAUCUCGAGGAUUGCCUGGAUUCCCCGGGCCCCAGGGGCCAGCUGGCCAGGAUGGUACACCAGGAAGUCCAGGAGAAAGGGGGCCCCCUGGGAAACCGGGCCCGUCUUCACUACUGUCUCCGGGCGACAUAAAUCUCUUGGUUAAGGACGUAUGCAGUGAGUGCCCUCCUGGUCCACCAGGCCUCCCUGGUCUACCAGGGUUUAAAGGAGACAAAGGCCUCCCAGGAAAGCCAGGCAGAGAAGGCAUGGAAGGGAAAAAGGGAGAAGCUGGAUCCCAAGGCCCCCCAGGGCCCCCAGGAAUAGCUGGACCACAGGGAAACCCAGGAGAGCGGGGUGCAGAUGGUGAGGUUGGACAGAAAGGUGAUCAGGGUCGUCCUGGAGUUCCAGGUUUCAUGGGGCCCCCAGGGAUCCCUGGGCCACCAGGAGCAGAUGGAAUCGCAGGAGCUUCUGGACCACCAGGAAUUCAAGGGCCUCCGGGGAAAGAAGGUCCUCCUGGUCCCCAAGGCCCAUCUGGAAUCCCUGGAAUCCCAGGAGAAGAAGGCAAACAAGGCAGAGAUGGAAAGCCAGGUCCCCCUGGGGAGCCGGGCAAAGUGGGAGAUCCAGGUCUCCCGGGACCGGAGGGACCUCGAGGCUCACCCGGCUUCAAGGGACACACAGGGGACCCUGGUGCUCCUGGUCCCCGGGGAGAACCAGGUGCCACCGGGCCACCUGGCCAGGAAGGGACACCAGGAAAAGAGGGUGACACUGGACCUGCAGGGCCACAGGGUCCCCGAGGACCAAGGGGCCCACUGGGAAACAAUGGAUCACCAGGCUCCCCAGGUGACCCUGGCCAUCCAGGAACCCCCGGCCAGAAGGGAAGCAAAGGAGAAAAUGGCAACCCAGGACUUCCUGGCUUCCUGGGCCCUCGAGGGCCUCCGGGAGAAGCAGGAGAGAAAGGUGUGCCAGGCAAAGAGGGUACUCCUGGGAAACCCGGAGAACCAGGAGCCAGAGGAGAAAGGGGAGACCCUGGGAUCAAAGGCGACAAAGGACUGCCUGGUGGGAAGGGUCAGCCUGGGGACCCUGGAAUCCCAGGCCACAAAGGUCACACAGGUCUGAUGGGCCCCCAAGGACCACCUGGGGAAAGCGGACCAGCCGGGCCCCCAGGGCCUCCGGGCCAGCCUGGAUUUCCAGGACUGAGGGGGGAGUCUCCAUCUGUGGACACCCUGCGGCGGCUUAUUCAGGAAGAGCUCGGGAAGCAACUGGAGAGUAGACUUGCCUACCUCCUGGCCCAGAUGCAGCCUGCACACAUGAAAGUCUCACAAGGCAGACCCGGUCCUCCAGGACCCCCUGGAAAAGAUGGUGUUCCUGGCAGGGCAGGACUCAUGGGGGAGCCGGGCCGACCUGGCCAGGGGGGUCUGGAAGGACCAUCUGGGCCAGUAGGUCCCAAAGGUGAGCGAGGAGCCAAAGGUGAUCCAGGUGUACCUGGAGUUGGCCUCCGAGGCGAGACGGGAUCCCCUGGCAUCCCAGGUCAACCUGGGGAGCCUGGCUAUGCUAAGGAUGGAGUCCCAGGGAGUCCUGGCCCUCAAGGGGAGACAGGACCUGCUGGACACCCUGGCCCUCCAGGCCCUCCUGGCCCCCCUGGCCUGUGUGACCCCUCCCAGUGCGCCUACUUUGCCAGCCUUGCAGCCCGGCCGGGCAAUGUGAAGGGCCCCUAGAAGAUUCUAGAAAAUCAGAAGACUGCAGUGGAUUUCUGAAAUUUGAGCUCAUAGCCCAAAGGGACACCAGAGGCCUUGAAACAUUUCAGCUCCUUCCUUCCCUCCUUUCCUCUCUCCCUUCCUUCCUUCCUCCCUUCCUUUCUUUCUUCCUUCUUUCCUUUCUUCCUUCUUUCUCUUUCAUUUCAGUUUCUUGAGAGACCUCAGAAUUAUUAAAAUCAACAGAUGCUGCCGAUUAUCAGAUUAUUAUAUUAUUACCUUUAAUUAUUAUAUUAUUGUGUCAUAUGCUGAUGCUUGUGAGUGUUUUCCCUCCCCUCUCAAACCAGGAACGUGAGACAGUGGGCAGGAGGUGUUUCCCACUGCCCCUGACAGCACCAUCUGAAGCAGGGCUGCUAAUUUUAGAGACUCUUGGUGCUAUGAAGCCCUGACCAGAUACUUGCAGAAUUUACCUCUUUCCCCAAAAGCAAACUUUGAGAAGUGGAGCCGAGAAGCUUCUGCUGUCAGCUGUACCCAGAAGUCACUCAGGAGGAAAUAAUCCCCAAAUCACCACCUCCCAGGGAAGCAGGAAGAAGGACUUGUGGGCAUGAGGAAUGUUCUAGCCUGUGCAGGGAAAGCAGAGCAGAGAGCAGUGCCGGCCCUCGGUGGACAGCCGGCGUCCACAGUGUUUCAGCAGGGAGGCGAUGUUAUGGGGGUGGGCAGUGGCUCAGUGAGAUCCUAUGUUUGAGCCACCAAUAGGGAAAUGGGGGUUGAAGCAGCAGCUGGAGAGUGAAUUUGUUUUCAAACCAUGGGUAGGGUGCCUUUGAAUCCUUCUUGUUGGUUUUCAUCAUAUUAAUUGUCAAAUAAAAAUGUUCAGUGGCUGCCCCAGUUUCCCUGAUGGUGGGCUAUUGGCUGUGGCACUGACUGAGGACUCUUUGUCCAGGUUCUGACUCUGCAAUAAUUGCCUUACCUGUAUGUGUGUGUGACACGCCUGGCAUGGGCAGGUGCUCAAUAAACCAGAGUUUCCUUCUUA
Heterocephalus glaber (naked mole-rat) is the source of this 6252-nucleotide messenger RNA. RefSeq names its product collagen type XXII alpha 1 chain (gene Col22a1). The record is from RefSeq and is a predicted model, not a curated record. Lineage: Eukaryota; Metazoa; Chordata; Mammalia; Rodentia; Bathyergidae. Gene Ontology annotation, cellular component: extracellular matrix.